Messenger RNA from Oikopleura dioica, 816 nucleotides. The record is from the annotation of a GenBank genome assembly. NCBI's taxonomy places the organism in Eukaryota, Metazoa, Chordata, Appendicularia, Copelata, Oikopleuridae.
AUGGCUACGGACUAUAUGAGAUCGAUGCUCAACGAGCUCAUGGGAUCGGGUCGCAAUGAUCAGAAUGAAGACGGGGAGACACCAACUAUGUCUACCCGAUUUGAAGGUCGCGACGUUUGCCGACCCUUUCUCCUCAAAUGCUGCCCACACGAUGUCCUGACGUCUACGAGAGCCGAUAUCGGCAACUGUCCACUAGAACAUUCGUUGGCUCUACGCUCUGAUUACGAGAGAGUCCGACAACAGAACAACUCGCUGAUGUAUGAAUUCGAUGCCCACCGUGCUCUGAAGAAAUUUAUUGAUGAAACUGAUGAACGAAUAGAACUUUCGAAAACUAAAUUAGCUGAAAAACAAGCCGAUAUAUCUAAGGAAAUCGAAGAAAAAGCAAAUGGCGUCCAUGAAAUCAAUGAAAAGAUCGGCAAGCUUCUUGCUGAUGCGGAAAAGGCAGGAAUGGAAGGCGAAGUCGGAAAGUCACAGGAAAUUCUACGAGAUCCACCCUGCUUUUGCAACAACAAAGACUACGAGUUUGCGACAUAUGCUCCUCUUAUCUUGGACUUCACGAUAACGACCGGCGUUUGGCUGAUCACUUUGGGGCAUACUGUGAAGAGCACAAAGAGGAAUACAACAAAAGACAAUCAUCAUCGGAAAAUACUAGAGCGCGGUCGCGUUCUCGAGAGCGGAGACGUGAUCGCCGGAGCCGAUCACGCAGUCGAUCCUCGGAUCGACACAGGCGAAGGAGGAGAAGCUACUCCCGUGACAGAUCACGUGAACGACAUCGCCGGUCCGAUCGAUAUCGUAGCAGAAGAUGACAAUGCGUAG